AUGUUGCCACCCUGUCUCAACCGAGUGUUUGUAGUCAGGCCCGACCAGAAGCUCAGUCGUGUACACGUAUCUAGCUUGGCUCAUCCCAAACUUUCUGUCGAGGAACAGAGGACAAGGAACGUCAAUGUCACUAACGGGAGCCUGGAAUCGGAGGCCAGAAGACCGCACAAACUGAUGAUCAAGCGGCAAGGUUGUCUGGCACGAGUCUGGCUGAACGACGAAAAUGUCCUACCAGCAGGGCAGGCCCGUCUACUGUUGCAAUCGCAGGUCCCCUGCGACAUGCAGGACCGACUGACCUUUCGAGUUCCAAAGGCAAUUAAGUCGGCAAAUAAGGGUGGGCAAAUUUUUAUGCUAAUUGGUUUUGUUCAUUUAACUUGA
Molecule: messenger RNA, 378 nt
Organism: Protopolystoma xenopodis
Lineage: Eukaryota; Metazoa; Platyhelminthes; Monogenea; Polystomatidea; Polystomatidae
Source: the annotation of a GenBank genome assembly